Messenger RNA from Ooceraea biroi (clonal raider ant), 2262 nucleotides. It is a transcript of the gene Ns3, whose product is annotated as nucleostemin 3. Gene Ontology annotation, biological process: ribosomal subunit export from nucleus. Gene Ontology annotation, molecular function: GTPase activity; GTP binding. The record is from RefSeq and is a predicted model, not a curated record. NCBI's taxonomy places the organism in Eukaryota, Metazoa, Arthropoda, Insecta, Hymenoptera, Formicidae. Gene Ontology annotation, cellular component: cytosol.
AUUGAAAAGUGAAAAGUAGCAGUGCAACUAUACCUAUGUUUUGAUGGGAUGAUCUCACGUGUUGCUCCUGCAAAGAUUAAAUAUCAGCAGCUGAAACCAUGAGCAAGAAAGGUAAAAAAGGACGUAGUGAAUUAGGGAGAGCCUUGAUGAAAGAACUAUCUAGGAGGAAACAAGGAGUUAAAAGAAAUAGCAAAGAGCCGUCUAUGCUCCAUACCACAGAAAUCAAUGAUGGUUACGAUUGGGGUCGACUCAACUUGCAAUCCGUUACGGAGGAGAGUUCAUUUCAAGAAUUUCUCUCGACUGCUGAACUGGCAGGCACAGAGUUCAGUGCAGAAAAAUUGAAUAUCAAAAUCGUAAAUCCCAAUGACGUUGGUUUGCUCUCGAAAGAGGAGAAAGAGACGAUGCUAGAACUACAUGAGAAAAAUAAAGAUCUCAUCAAAAUACCAAGAAGGCCAAAAUGGGGCAGUUCCACGAGCGCUCAGGAGCUGCACACUCUCGAAAGGGAGAAGUUCCUGGACUGGAGACGUUGGCUGGCCAUGUUGCAAGAAGCUAAGGAACUGAUGUUGACGCCUUACGAAAAGAAUUUAGAGUUUUGGCGACAAUUGUGGAGGGUGGUCGAGCGCAGCGAUGUCGUCGUACAAAUCGUAGACGCGCGUAAUCCGUUGCUCUUCCGCUGCGAGGACUUGGAGCGUUACGUCAAGGAAGUGGAUCCUAACAAAUUAAAUAUGAUUCUCGUCAACAAGGCAGAUUUUUUAACGGAUGAGCAGAGAACAGAGUGGGCGAAAUAUUUUACGGACAUUAACGUGCCGGUAGCUUUCUUCUCCGCCACACUGGCGGCGGAGAAGCUAAAAAUUGAGGAAGAGGACGAGAAUGAAACAAGUUCAGUGAAUGAAGAUGAAAAUGACGGUUCUGAUGCGAAGGACGGCGAUAGUGCUGAUGAAUGCAAUUUGAAUUGCUCGUCAAAUUCGAAACACAAAAGCGCGAAAGACGAUGUUAGUAAUGAUGAUACAUGUGUUAUAUCCAAUACAGAAGCGGACGAAGAUGAACAAAUAAAAGCCGCCGAACGCACGAUAGAAGACUUGAGUAUCUCAGAGGCGGACUCGACGCAUGAAACGAAGAAGAUAGCCAGUUCGCCGAAAUUAUUAAAUAGGAAUGAGCUCGUGCAAUUAUUUAAAACAAUUUAUAGCGGAGGUAAGACGCAGAGAGACAAGGUGACGACGAUCGGUCUGGUGGGGUAUCCGAACGUGGGAAAGAGUUCCACCAUCAACGCCCUGCUCAUGAAUAAGAAAGUUUCCGUGUCCGCCACGCCGGGCAAGACGAAACACUUUCAGACACUAUACGUGGACGAAGAUCUGCUGUUAUGCGAUUGCCCCGGUCUAGUGAUGCCGAAUUUCGUUUGCACGAAGGCGGAUAUGAUCUUAAAUGGUAUACUGCCGAUUGAUCAGAUGCGAGACCACGUACCGGCGAUCACGCUAUUGGCUACGCUGAUACCUCGGCACGUUUUGGAGGAUGUGUACGGCCUUAUGUUACCGGUUCCAUCGGACGGAAAUCUGGAUCGCCCACCAACCGCUGAGGAGCUGCUGAACGCGCAUGCCUAUAACAGAGGCUUCUUAACACAGAACGGCCAGCCGGACAACUCACGCUCCGCGAGAUACGUUUUGAAGGAUUUCGUUAAUGGCAAAUUGCUGUAUUGCGUUGCGCCGCCGAUGCUCCAACAACAAAACUAUCACACGUUCCCGCCACGACGCCGGAUUGUGUCCGCGAACAAGCAUAUACCGUCCGGAUUAGCUCGCCUUAACGAGGGAUACGGCAUAACGGAGGAGCAGUUUGAUCGCAAAUUCUUCCAGAAUGUACAUGUGAAGGGGGUGCAUGGAACUGUACCGCAACACUCUUUAGGUGCAAGGUGUGUGAGAUCGACUACUAGCUUGACAGAAUCUGUCGAUAGUCAAUGCGACAAACCUUGGAAGAAGAUAAAUAAGCAUGCCAACAAGAAUAAACGUGAAAAGACCCGAAGGAUAUAUGCUCAUCUCGAUCAACAUUGAGUACAAAAUGUGCGGGAGAUAUCAACUUUCCGCAGUUCUCGCACUCAUUAUAUCCUAUCGUAACACGCUGCGUGUAUAUUAUUAUAACUUCGUACUGUACAAACAUAGACUUGCGUCACAGGAUUACAUUCACAUGUAAUCGUGUACAUGCGGUAAUGUCCACGAUACGUGUACGUGUAUAUGUGUACAUAUGGUAAAAUUAAAAUAUUUUUCUAUUUUA